This is a messenger RNA of Meleagris gallopavo (turkey), 4756 nucleotides long. Lineage: Eukaryota; Metazoa; Chordata; Aves; Galliformes; Phasianidae. The record is from RefSeq and is a predicted model, not a curated record.
CUGCCUCUCCGUGCUCACGUGAUGCAGCGGGAAGAUGGCGGCGCCCAGGGGCGGCGUGCGGGACUCUGAGGCAGGUUGGGCCUAGUGCCGUGUUCUGUCGGACUGCUCUCUGUUGCCGACAUGUCUCGGCUCAUCGUGAAGAACCUCCCCAACGGGAUGAAGGAAGAUCGCUUUCGGAAGCUGUUUGCAGCCUUUGGCACACUGACUGAUUGUUGCUUGAAGUUCACCAAGGAUGGCAAGUUCCGGAAAUUUGGCUUCAUUGGCUACAAGUCUGAAGAUGAAGCUCAAGCAGCACUGAGCCAUUUCAACAGAAGUUUCAUAGACACCUCCAGAGUCACUGUUGAGUUAUGCAAGUCUUUUGGUGACCCUUCAAAGCCCAAAGCAUGGAGUAAGCACUCUCAGAGAGUCCCUGCCUUGGAAGAACAGCCUGAGAAACCUGUGACAAUUGCAGCUCCUGCAAGCACAAAGAAAGAUAAAAAGAAGAAAAAUCCAUCAGAAAACUUUAAGGAGUUGGAAGAAGAUAAAACAUUCCAGGAAUUCUUGGUGGUUCACCAGAAACGGUCUCAGGUGGCUACUUGGGCUAAUGACACUUUGGUGGAGGAGCCCAAGAAGGAAAAAUCAAAGCCAGUGGCUGAUUAUCUGAACUUUGAUUCAGAUGAGUCUGAGGAUCUGAGUGAGGAGGAGAAGGAUGGGAGUGAAUCCCCUGAAGAUGAGGAGGAAACCAAAGCAAAGAAACAACAGGAGAAGAAGGCAGCUACAAGAGAAGACCUCUCAGAUAUGGAUUACCUGAAAUCUAAAGUAGUGAGGGAUUCCUCCUCCUACUCUUCAUCCAGUGCAGAGGAAGAAACAGAUAGUGAGGAAGUAGAAGAGGAAAGCAAGAAUGAGGAUUCAGGCAUUACAGAAAAUAUUGGCACCCACACAGAAAAAAGGAGGAAGUCAAAACCCCAAGAAGCAGAGCAAGAGACACCAGCAGAGGAGAAGAAAAGAUCCACACUAGAGAAGAACCAAGUCAGCUCAGCAGAAGCAAGCACACCACACACAGUGAAACUGUGUGGUGCCCCGUUGAAUAUCACUGAGCAAAAGAUUCGAGAAUUCUUCUCGCCUCUGAAGCCAGUGGCAAUCCGGAUAGGAAAAAAUGCUCAGGGGAAAAAUACAGGUUAUAUCUUUGUUGAUUUGAAGAGUGAGGCAGAAGUGCAAAGGGCCUUGAAGCGGAAAAAAGAAUACAUAGGUGGGCGAUACGUUGAAGUAUCCCGAUGUGAGAAUACCCCAAAAGAAACUGUUACAGCAAAAACUCAUGACCAGCCUUGGCAACGAAUGAAGAGGGAUGAUGAGGAAGAGGAAGACUUGUCUGAAUCGGGGAGACUCUUUGUCAGAAAUCUUCCUUUUACUAGCACUGAGGAGGACUUGGAGAAGAUCUUUUCCAAGUAUGGGCCCCUCUCAGAGAUCCAUUUCCCUAUCGACAGACUGACAAAGAAACCCAAAGGAUUUGCUUUUAUCACCUACAUGAUUCCUGAACAUGCAGUGAAGGCCUAUGCAGAAAUGGAUGGGCAGGUGUUCCAGGGUAGAAUGAUGCAUCUUUUACCCUCCAUAAUCAAAAAGGAAAAACUUGAAGAUACUGAUGCAGAAGAAUCUUCCUCCUACAAAAAACAGAAGGAGGCCAAGGACAAAGCCAGCAGUGCCAGCUCUCACAAUUGGAAUACGUUGUUCGUGGGGACAAAUGCUGUGGCUGAUGCUAUUGCUCAGAAAUACAAUGCUUCCAAAAGCCAAGUGCUGGAUCAUGAGAGUAGAGACAGCGUGGCAGUGAGGAUUGCUCUGGGAGAAACCGAGCUGGUCCAGGAGAUCCGACGGUUCCUCAUUGAAAAUGGAGUUAGCCUGGAUUCCUUCAGUCAGGCUGCUGGUGAGCGGAGUAAAACUGUGAUCCUGGUGAAGAACCUCCCAGCCACCACAAGCACAGCAGAGCUGGAGGCUGUCUUUGGCAAACACGGCAGCCUGGGCCGGGUGCUGCUCCCAGCCGGAGGCAUCACAGCCAUUGUGGAGUUUCUGGAGCCGACCGAGGCCAAGCAAGCAUUCACUAAGCUGGCCUACUCCAAGUUUCACUCUGUGCCAUUGUAUCUGGAAUGGGCUCCAAUGGGUGUCUUCUCCAGCCCAGCCCUUCAAAAAAACAUAGAAGCUCUGGAGAAGGAGGGAAAAGAAAGGCUGGUACCUGAUGGUGACACAACUGUAAAGGUUUCAGAGGAAACAUCAGCACAGGAUGAGGAAGAAGAUGAAGACGAAGAUGAGGAAGAGACUAUUCCAGGGUGUACCUUGUUCAUCAAGAACCUCAACUUUACCACCACUGAAGACACGCUGAAGGAGACGUUCUCCAAAGUGGGAGCUGUGAAGAGCUGCACAAUAUCCAAGAAGAAAACAAAGCAGGGCACUUUGCUUUCCAUGGGCUUCGGAUUUGUGGAGUACAAGAAGCCAGAGGGUGCUCAGAAAGCCUUGCGACAGCUCCAGGGCUGCAUUGUAGAUGGCCAUAAGCUGGAAGUCAAAAUCUCUGAGAGAGCUGUCAGGCCUGCUGUGAAGUCCUCCCGAAAGAAGCAGACGGUCAAGAAGCAGAAGACUUCCAAGAUCCUAGUCCGAAACAUCCCGUUCCAGGCCACCGUCAGGGAGAUCAGGGAGCUCUUCAGGUAGGAAAGCAUUCUCUUUCAGGUCUGGGCAAUGCCCUGCUCAGGAGCCAGCAGGGUUUUAAUGCAGGAUCUCGCUGUUGGAAUGUAAUGAUUGUAAUGAUGAAUUUUGACUUCUUUGUGGGAGCAAGUGAACUUCUAAGUAGAAAUGAUAUAACAGGUUUUUCUGCUAUAGAUAUGCUGUCUGUGAGACAGAUGACAUAUGCCAGAGUUUUAGCUCAAGUGCUCUGACCUGCCACAGCUGGGUGGCCCAUCACUCUGCAGUAGGCAUGCACGAAGGAUGGACAUCUCCCCCUAUCCAACAGAUGACACAGCCUUGGAUAUUUUUUUUCCCUCUUGUUUGUAAGGCUUGCGGCAGCAUUCCUGCUGCUUGGCACACCUGGCUGGGAGGAGCACCGAGAGUCACUGCAGACAGCUGGUGUGAGAGGUAUCAGCUCGGGCUGACUCCUUCCUCCAUCUGCCCUGCAUACACAAUGCUAUAGCUCCUUCCCAGCCUGCAGGGAGCACAUAAAUCUGGCUCUGCCUUUGCCGCACCUGGGUGUGUACCUCAUGUGCUUGAUGCUGUGCAUCCCUGUGGCUGCAGGGAUGUGAGGUAUGCAGCUUGUCAGAGUCCCUCCAGCAAAAAGUACCUCAAGCCCUACCUGAGCGAUGAGUAGGGAUUUCAGGAUCCCAGCCUGCAUUCUGCUAUGUACUGGCUGCUCUCUUCUCUUCGUAUCCUCAGCCCAGUUGUGCAUACAAGGAUACAGUAAGCCUUUAGUGUAUCCCAGAAAAGAGUUGCAGCUGUGUAAAGUGCAGCUUAUGCCAUCUGCUGAUUCCAGGGUAAGAAUCCAAGCGGCGGGCCCAGGCCAUGCCCCCUGCUGUGCUGCUGGCUUACUGGAGGAAUCUGGGAGAAUUGUUGUCCAGCUCCGUCCAUCCAUUUUGCGGUCAGCAAGAUCGAGGGCGACAGCACCCAUCCGCAGGAUGUGAACUCCUGAGUCAGAGGAAGCUUUACCGUGGAGUUGGUGUUUGUCUCAGCAGCAGGCAGUGGUUCUGCUGGGUCAGGGUUGUGCUGUUCCAUGGAACCACUUUAACCCUUUGAAAGUUAUCAGGCCAUGCACCAAGAACUGCCUUGCACAGAGCCACAAGGCUUUGCUGGGAGCAGGGGAAGCUCCUUUCCCUAUAUACCCCUCUAGGAGCUGUGAUGCUCUCCUGCCCUGACGGUGGUUAGAACAGUGGGACAAGGACAGUAGGUCCGUGCUGCUACAGCCUGUGUUCUUGUAGGGUAGAGGAAAGCCGUGGUGGUGACAAAAGCUGUAUUCUGCAAUGCUGUUUUGGAGUGGGGUCUUUGGUUUUAAGUGGGUGCACGCCAUGACUCAGCCCAGAUGUGUUCAGGAAAAGCAUGGUGUAAGGAUUCACGUAGAAGAGCAAAGGGAUUUUCGUGUUGUGCAGGUGUAGCCUGGAUGCUUUUGUUUCAGCGUUGCCCUGUGAGCCCCAGUGGAAACAAGGCCCAAAAAAGCCUGGGGCUUUCAGAGCAGCAUGCUGAGGGAGCAUGUUAAGUACUGCUCAUUCAGAACUCAGCCUGUGUGGUUGCAGCCAUGUCCCUCGUAGCACCAGAGCAAACAAAAGCCUGGAACCUAUUUGACUUUUUGGGUGCCGAGCUACGUUCAUGGCGCGGGGAGACUUGUGAACAUCAGGAGAACAGAUGAGUCCAGCAGAGAAUGAGGGCUUUGCUGUGUGUUUUAUUCUUCUCUUGCCUUGUCUGGGCACCUGGGACUGGGGAGAGGCGGGGCGGCUGUGAUUCACAGCGCAAGGAGCACAUGGCCUCCAGCAGCACGCUGCUGCCAGCGCUCUGGGGUGAUGCGCGAACAUCCAUUUUGUUUAUCUGGACUCUGUGGAGAGGGGAGUUUGGUCCUCAAAACAACAGCGGAUGGCCUGGGGGGGUCCAUAAUCCUCCCCACGCCCAGCCAGCCCUCCUGGCCUGCUGAGAGGCUGAAGCCGAGCACUGCCAUGUGCUUUGUGCUCUGAGAUGGCUCUUUGACGUCAGGUGCCUGUGCUCUGGAGCUUCUUGCGUUUCCGUGUUUAGGAACCCGUCUGAUUUUCUUGUUGAUUUG